Messenger RNA from Lepus europaeus (European hare), 3290 nucleotides. It is a transcript of the gene ZNF865, whose product is annotated as zinc finger protein 865. The record is from RefSeq and is a predicted model, not a curated record. Gene Ontology annotation, molecular function: DNA-binding transcription repressor activity, RNA polymerase II-specific. Lineage: Eukaryota; Metazoa; Chordata; Mammalia; Lagomorpha; Leporidae. Gene Ontology annotation, biological process: negative regulation of transcription by RNA polymerase II.
UCUCCCCGGAGCGGCGGCGCCUCCUCCGCCUCCUCGGCCUGCUCCCGGCGGAGACCCCGGCGCCGGUCUCCUCCCCGCCGCCGGAGAUGGAGGCGAACCCAGCGGGCGGCGGCGCCGGGGGCGGCGGGAGCAGCGGCCUAGGGGGCGAGGACGGGGUCCACUUCCAGAGCUACCCCUUCGACUUCCUGGAGUUCCUCAACCACCAGCGCUUCGAGCCCAUGGAGCUGUACGGCGAGCACGCCAAGGCCGUGGCGGCCCUGCCCUGCGCGCCGGGCCCGCCGCAGCCGCCGCCGCAGCCGCCGCCGCCGCAGUACGACUACCCGCCCGCGGCCCCCUUCAAACCCAAGGCGGAGGCGCCGUCCUCGUCCUCCUCGUCCUCGUCCUCGUCCUCGUCGUCCUCCUCGUCCUCGUCCUCCACCUCCGGCCAAGCCAAGAAGCCCGACCCGCCGCUGCCGCCCGCCUUCGGGGCGCCGCCGCCGCCGCUGUUCGACGCCGCCUUCGCCGCGCCGCAGUGGGGCAUCGUGGACCUCUCGGGGCACCAGCACCUGUUCGGGAACCUGAAGCGCGGGGGGCCGGCAGCUGGGCCGGGGGCGACGCCGGGGCUGGGCGCCCCCACGGGCGCCCCGGGGCCGCUGCCCGCCCCCGCGCAGACCCCGCAGGGCCCCGCGGCCGCCGCUGCCGUCGCGGGCGCCGCCUGCGACCCCACCAAGGACGACAAGGGCUACUUCCGGCGGCUCAAGUACCUGAUGGAGCGGCGCUUCCCGUGCGGCGUGUGCCAGAAGUCGUUCAAGCAGUCCUCGCACCUGGUGCAGCACAUGCUGGUGCACUCGGGGGAGCGGCCCUACGAGUGCGGCGUGUGCGGCCGCACCUACAACCACGUGUCCAGCCUCAUCCGCCACCGGCGCUGCCACAAGGACGCGCCGCCGCAGCCCGGCCUGCCGCUGCCGCCGCUCGGCCUGCCCGCGCCGGGCGCCCCCGCGCCCGCGCCCGCGCCCGCCCCGGGCUCCUCGGGCCCCGCCGCGCCGCCCGCCGCGCCGCCCGCGCCCGCCGCCUCGGCCGAGGGCAGCGCGGGCCCCACGGGGGCCGCCGCGCCGCCCGCGCCCGCCCCGGCCGGCGGCGAGGGCCCGUUCGCCUGCCCGCUGUGCUGGAAGGUCUUCAAGAAGCCGAGCCACCUGCACCAGCACCAGAUCAUCCACACGGGCGAGAAGCCCUUCUCGUGCUCCGCGUGCGGCAAGAGCUUCAACCGCCGCGAGAGCCUCAAGCGGCACGUGAAGACGCACUCGGCCGACCUGCUGCGCCUGCCCUGCGGCGUGUGCGGCAAGGCCUUCCGCGACGCCGCCUACCUGCUCAAGCACCAGGCGGCGCACGCGGGCGCGGGCCCGGGCGGCGCGCGGCCCGCCUACCCCUGCGACCUGUGCGGCAAGUCCUACUCGGCGCCGCAGAGCCUGCUGCGGCACAAGGCGGCCCACGCCGCGCCCGCCGCCGCCGCCGCCGGCGCCCCCGCCGCCGCCGAGGCGCCCAAGGACGGCGCGGCCUCGGGCCCGCAGCCGCCGCCCGCCUUCCCCCCGGGGCCCUACCUGCUGCCCCCCGACCCUCCCGCCACGGACAGCGAGAAGGCGGCGGCAGCCGCCGCGGCCGUGGUGUACGGCGCCGUGCCGGUGCCGCUGCUCGGGGCCCACCCGCUGCUGCUCGGCGGCGCCGGGGCCGGCGCGGCGGGCGGCUCGGGCGCCAGCGGCCCCGGGAAGACGUUCUGCUGCGGCAUCUGCGGGCGCGGCUUCGGGCGCCGGGAGACCCUCAAGCGCCACGAGCGCAUCCACACGGGCGAGAAGCCGCACCAGUGCCCCGUGUGCGGGAAGCGCUUCCGCGAGUCCUUCCACCUGAGCAAGCACCACGUGGUGCACACGCGCGAGCGGCCCUACAAGUGCGAGCUGUGCGGCAAGGUCUUCGGCUACCCGCAGAGCCUCACCCGCCACCGCCAGGUGCACCGGCUGCAGCUGCCCUGCGCGCUGGCCGGGGCCGCGGGCCUGCCCGCCAGCCAGGGCGCGCCGGGGGCCUGCGGGGCGGGGGCGGCGGGCGCGGCCGCCGGGCCCGCCGACGGGCUGAGCUACGCCUGCUCGGACUGCGGCGAGCACUUUCCGGAUCUCUUCCACGUCAUGAGCCACAAGGAAGCACACAUGUCGGAGAAGCCGUACGGCUGUGACGCGUGCGGCAAGACCUUCGGCUUCAUCGAGAACCUGAUGUGGCACAAGCUGGUGCACCAGGCCGCCCCCGAGCGCCUGCUGCCCCCCGCGCCCGGCGGCUCACAGCCCCCCGACGGCGCCGGCGGCGCGGACGCGGCCAGCGCGCUGGACAACGGGCUGGCAGGAGAGGUGGGCGCAGCCGUGGCGGCGCUGGCGGGGGUGUCCGGGGGCGAGGACUCGGGCGGGGCGGCGGUGGCCGGGGCUGGCGGGGGCGCCGGCGCGGGCCCCGAGCGCUUCAGCUGCGCCACCUGUGGCCAGAGCUUCAAGCACUUCCUGGGGCUGGUGACUCACAAGUACGUGCACCUGGUGCGGAGGACCCUGGGCUGCGGGCUGUGCGGCCAGAGCUUUGCGGGCGCCUACGACCUGCUGCUGCACCGCCGCAGCCACCGGCAGAAGCGCGGCUUCCGCUGCCCGGUGUGCGGGAAGCGCUUCUGGGAGGCGGCCCUGCUGAUGCGCCACCAGCGCUGCCACACGGAGCAGCGGCCCUACCGGUGCGGCGUGUGCGGGCGGGGCUUCCUGCGCUCCUGGUACCUGCGGCAGCACCGCGUGGUGCACACGGGCGAGCGGGCCUUCAAGUGCGGCGUGUGCGCCAAGCGCUUCGCGCAGUCGUCCAGCCUGGCGGAGCACCGCCGGCUGCACGCGGUGGCCCGGCCGCAGCGCUGCGGCGCCUGCGGGAAGACGUUCCGCUACCGCUCCAACCUGCUGGAGCACCAGCGGCUGCACCUGGGCGAGCGCGCCUACCGCUGCGAGCACUGUGGCAAGGGCUUCUUCUACCUGAGCUCCGUGCUGCGCCACCAGCGCGCCCACGAGCCGCCGCGGCCCGAGCUGCGCUGCCCCGCCUGCCUCAAGGCCUUCAAGGACCCCGGCUACUUCCGGAAGCACCUGGCGGCCCACCAGGGCGGGCGGCCCUUCCGCUGCUCCUCCUGCGGCGAGGGCUUCGCCAACACCUACGGGCUGAAGAAGCACCGCCUGGCGCACAAAGCCGAGGGGGCGGGGGCGGGGGCCCUGCCGGGGGCGGGGGCGGGGGCCCUGCCGGGGAAGGACGCCUGA